AUGCUCGGAACAUCUGUAGAGAAAAAGUUUGAAGAGCUGCAAGUUGAAGAGCUCAGAGCUGAACGUCAAGCCAAAAUAGAUGAACAAAUAAAAGACAAAGGCAAAGGAGUUGAAGGAAGUUCUGCAGUGACAGAAAGAUCGAUUUUUCCUUCAAUGGUGGUUGAAAAUCUCGAGCCUAUCUCUGUUGUUUCUGGUCUGUAUGAGGAUUAUACUCCUAUGGAUGAGUUGAUUGGAGAUAGUGAUGAAGAUGAUGAGGAGGAGGAUGAAGAGGAAGGUGGCAAAGAUGAGAAAGUCUAUUCUGCGAGCAAUCAUGGUUCAGGUAAAGAUGAUGAUGACGAUGAUGCUCAGGGUGGUACAGGGUUGAAAGUUACUGAAGCUUCUGCUGAACAGAAUGUUGAUAAUUUGAUGAAUGAUUCCGUGAACGAAGAAUCAGGGGGAGCUGAUAGAUAG
Messenger RNA from Helianthus annuus (common sunflower), 450 nucleotides. Its product is annotated as acidic leucine-rich nuclear phosphoprotein 32 family member E-like. The coding region runs from base 1 to 450 and encodes 149 amino acids. The record is from RefSeq and is a predicted model, not a curated record. The transcript has a single exon. Lineage: Eukaryota; Viridiplantae; Streptophyta; Magnoliopsida; Asterales; Asteraceae.